Messenger RNA from Lampris incognitus (smalleye Pacific opah), 437 nucleotides. RefSeq names its product small vasohibin binding protein (gene svbp). The record is from RefSeq and is a predicted model, not a curated record. The coding region runs from base 189 to 389 and encodes 66 amino acids. Gene Ontology annotation, biological process: negative regulation of protein ubiquitination; protein secretion. The transcript has 3 exons. Gene Ontology annotation, cellular component: apical part of cell. NCBI's taxonomy places the organism in Eukaryota, Metazoa, Chordata, Actinopteri, Lampriformes, Lampridae.
UUGAAACAGCUGUUGUGAGUAACGGCUGUAUACGCCUUAUCUACUCUCCAGUGUGUCUUUCGUUUUAUAUUACCGACAGCUUUUAAAUUAAACGUGGGUGUUUUCCUAUAGUAAGUCGCCGUCAUAUCUUUUCUACUGGGCUGCUACUCCAUCAAAGGUGGCCUGUGCUGGUUGUGAAAACCUAUACGAUGGAGCCUGCCUGUCGUAAGGACAAGCCGAAGCUGAACUCUACCCCAACGAGAGGCGACAGAGCCAAACAGAAAUCUGCACAGCAGGAGCUGAAACAACGACAGAGAGCAGAGAUCUACGCGCUAAACAAGGUGAUGACAGAGUUGGAGCAGCAGCAGUUUGAGGCCUUUUGUAAACAGAUGCAGUCACAAGGAGAAUGAGCCACUCCCUCUGCGUCUUGUCCGGACCAGGGAUCAAAUCCCCCUGAG